AUGGCUUAUGUGGGAAACAGCUUCCCAAGAACUCGCCAGACUCCCAGCUUUGAUGGGCAGGUGGUGGGAAAGUGCAGAGGUGGAGCUUAGUGCUAGAUUUUUUUUUGUGCUCGAUAUAAGAGGCUUAGAUGGGUCACUGCUAACCACAGCGCCUGGGACAUGGAAGAGGGGAGCGAGCAGAGAGCACAGACAGCGCUGGCCAUGGGGAGGACAGCCCCAACCCUCCUUGCUCUGCUCAGCCUAACAGUGAUGGUUUCUGAUGCCCAGGACUCCUGUCCAGGUGUAAGAAUAGUGGGGCUGGGUGAUGCUGACCGGCUUGCUGUCCUCCAAGGAUGUCCAGGGAUCCCAGGUGCCUCUGGCCCAAAAGGAGAACCAGGUCUCCCAGGAAUAAAAGGAGAAAUGGGAGCCCAGGGAAAUCCCGGGAAAGCAGGACCACCUGGCACAAAAGGAGCAGCUGGAGAGCCUGGCUUCCCAGGACCUAAAGCCAAGAAUUGCCAAGAGCUGCUAGAUAGAGGGAAGAUCCUGAGUGGCUGGUAUACCAUCUACCCCCAAGGCUGCAAUGCCACCAUGGUCUUUUGUGAUAUGGACACAGAUGGUGGAGGAUGGAUUGUUUUUCAGAGACGCUUGGACGGGUCAGUGAAUUUUUUACGAGAUUGGAAUUCAUACAAACGAGGAUUUGGCAACCAACUGACAGAGUUCUGGCUGGGGAAUGACAACAUUCACUUCCUCACCUCCCUGGAAACCUGUGAACUUCGAAUUGACCUGAGGGACUUUGAAAACAACUACUAUUUUGCCAAGUAUGCUUCAUUUAGAGUUUUAGGAGAGUCUGAGAAAUACAAACUGGUUCUAGGAGACUACCUUGGUGGAAAUGCUGGAGACUCCUUCUCAUACCACAAGGAUAUGCCAUUUUCAACAACAGACAAGGACAACGACAUGAGCUCCUUUAACUGUGCCACAGCCUACAAGGGUGCCUGGUGGUACAAUGACUGCCAUUACUCCAACCUGAAUGGGAUGUACUGGUUGGGCGUUCAUGGGAGCUAUGCUGAUGGCAUAAACUGGAAGACAGGCAAAGAGUACCAUUACUCCCAUAAGAGGACAGAAAUGAAAUUCAGGCCAGUUUAACAGGGCAAGAGGAUGUCUACUAGCACCAAUACUUGCCACUUGGCAUCCAACAGAAGACACAAAAUGAGAGAUAAAGUUGUUUUAGGGCAAAACUGGACAAAGUAGGAUAGGUUGUGCCUUCAGCCCAGAGCAGACUGUAGAUUUCAGAGACCAGAAGAGACAGGUACUGCUUUGAGCUCCUGUAAGCCCCAGUGGACAGAGCAGCCAGCUCUGGCAGAAAUACAGCUUAUGCCAGUUUUGCCAUUUGGUCCCCCUUGCUGCACAUCAUAUUGUUCACCAACACUGCUUCCCACCAGGACCCUCAGGACCCUCACCAUCUCCAGCAGGCCCACAGAUGCUGACUGAGCUUGGGCAUAUUUUUCUGAAAAGUACAUUACCUUGAUUUGAAGACCAAGUGAAGGUGAGGCUAUUGCAUCUCAGUAAAGCUCUCAAAUGGUAUUAUCCUUGCUGGCAAAUACUUAUAUUUUUUAUCUCUAAUCCAUAUAUGUGAAGACAUAAGUGUUCCUGCAGCCUUUUUCUGUUGGACCAAAGAGCCACCUGAAAGGGACUGAAUUCUCUCCCCCUUCUUACAGGCCACAGUGAAGCUACCACAUAGACUGCUGUGGAAUGGACUGAACUUCCAGCACAUUGCUGUCAGCACUGCUCCUGCCUCACUGCUUCACAUGACUUGUCCUCCAGGACUUCAAGUCCUGGAAGCACAGUAAUAUUGCCCAGACCUUCCCACCAGCAACGUGGCAGCAGCCAGGUCCAGCUUCAAUCACUCAUCCUGGAUAUGUUUUCUAGAUCUCAUUCUUCAGCCUCUGUGGACUGAGAGCUGGAUACAAGACAGAUUGUCCAGUGGUAUGUGUGGUACUGAGUCAAGCCUCACACAAGUGGACAACAUGUGAAUUGCCAGCAGGUUCCAGUAUUGUUCAUUUCAGCUCCCUUAAAGUAGUAUUUGAGGAUGGGCUUUCCACUGAUGUAUGGAAGAAGUUCAUUGAAAGCUAGUUAUUUAACUAUUAGUAGAACUGGUUAAAAGAGUAUUUCUUGCUCCUGUAUUCCUCCCCCACAGCUUACGCAGGGGAGGAGAGCCCACUGCUAUCACAUAGUUAGUGCACGGACAUGUAGCAAGGCAGCCCCAGUCAAACAACACUGAAUCUAACUCAUGUGGGUGGGAGAAGGGAAGACAGAACUCAGCACAGAACAGCAGGUCAACGAUAUGCAUAGAAAUAAAGCCCAGGUUUUGCAUGUCCACAUUCACUAGGUCCUGUCUGUGCUCACUUCUCCUUUUUAGGUACAGGAGAAAGUGCAUCUUUGAGCAGAGACGCACAUAGUGCAUUUCACAGAAUCACAGAAUGGUCUAGGGUGGAAGGGACCU
Struthio camelus australis is the source of this 2479-nucleotide messenger RNA. The record is from RefSeq and is a predicted model, not a curated record. Lineage: Eukaryota; Metazoa; Chordata; Aves; Struthioniformes; Struthionidae.